AUGGUGGGCUUCUUCCAACCAGCUCAGCUUCCAACCCUCACGGCUGAAGAUAUGGCCUCUGAGCAGAAGAACGACGAGCGGAGGAAACAGAGGAAAUAUGCCAUGGAAGCCUUGGACCAGGGCUGGGCCUUAAAAAAUGGACAGUUGGAGCCUUAG
Molecule: messenger RNA, 156 nt
Organism: Cladocopium goreaui
Lineage: Eukaryota; Dinophyceae; Suessiales; Symbiodiniaceae
Source: the annotation of a GenBank genome assembly